UGUUCCUGUCUUGUAGUUCACAACUGUUUCCCGCGGCCGCUACGACGUUCAAACCUAUGCGAAAACUAUUGUUGAACCGUAAUAAGCUUUUAUUGCGAUUAAAUAUAAUAAAUAGGUACCGAUUUAUUAUUGCAACACACCCGGCGACGUGUUGACAACAUGACAUCAUCGACGUUGGCGUUGUUCAAUUUUCUAAUGCUGAUCUCUUUUAUUUUUUCAUCGAUCGCUGGAAAAAUACCAGAUUCGGAAUGGCCAUUCGAGUUUAACCACGACAAAGGAUCCAUAACUACUGAUGAUAAUGUACUUGUUCAAUCAGUAUCGAGUGAUGGAAAAACUGUAUUGAACACAAACGAUCCACAACCAAUAAAAAAAUAUUACGGUAGUAAUAACAAAAAGCCUAAUGUACAGCAUACUGCAGAUUCUAGUGGUGUUUAUGAACAAAAUCCUAAUAAAGUCAAUCAAGGCAAUAACUAUAAUAAAAAGAUCAAUAAAGUUGGGUCUUAUUUUGGUUAUUCACCUUCUAUGGUGCCUAUUGAGCAUAACCAGCGGGUGUUUGAACAUUUCACCAAAUUUUUUCCUCGAAUGCCCAACAAUGUUAGAGUUAUAUAUAUUUGAAAACUCAUGAUGGGAAAAUAACAAUCAUCAAUGCUGUCUUUUUUCAACUUUAUAGUCGAAUUACAUCAAAUCAUACCCAUACAUAUACGGUAUUUUAAUCCAACUUAGUAUAAUACUUACAUAAUUUAUAAAUAAAUAAUUUUGAUUUUUUUUUUAUCGGUAUGUAUUUGAAUAAAAAAUAAA
Sipha flava (yellow sugarcane aphid) is the source of this 798-nucleotide messenger RNA. RefSeq lists its product as uncharacterized. NCBI's taxonomy places the organism in Eukaryota, Metazoa, Arthropoda, Insecta, Hemiptera, Aphididae. The transcript is spliced from 3 exons. The coding region runs from base 160 to 615 and encodes 151 amino acids. The record is from RefSeq and is a predicted model, not a curated record.